AUGGGAUAUUAUGAGAGUAAUCCUGAGUGGGAUGAUGUAAUUCCUAUUGCCCAGUUCGACGGUGAGGGUGCUCUAGCAGCUAUUGCAUACACAGAGGAGUAUUCUGAAGCUAUGAGCUAUCUCCGAGCGGUUAUUGCCUCAAAAGAGUAUUCAAUACGUGCCUUAAACCUCACCGCACACGUUAUAUCUCUUAAUCCUGCUCAUUACACUGUUUGGCUUUAUCGCGCCUCUACAAUAUUUAGACUAAAAGCCUCAGUUGCCAGUGAGCUGGACUGGCUCAGCAAUAUUGCUCUCACAAAUCAAAAAAAUUAUCAAAUAUGGCACCACCGCCAGCUACUCAUUGAUCAUCUAUUCCCUACCAUUGCUAAAGACCUAUCCGCAAUACAGAAACUAGCCCAGUCUGAAACGGAAUUCAUGGAACAAAUGUUUGACGAAGACAGCAAGAACUAUCAUGUAUGGAGCUAUCGUCAAUACCUGGUCCAAAAGCUCAAUCUUUUUAAUCAUGCUGAGCUAUCGUCCAUUGAAGCCCUACUUGAAAAAGAUAUCAGAAAUAAUUCAGCUUGGUCUCAUCGCUUUUUUCUUGUUUUCUCGAAUCCUGAGUACGCCAACCUUCGGUUAGCUGCUACAGAACACGACCCUUUAAUCCCCAUCUCUAUCAUCGAUAGAGAAAUAAAAUUUGCCAAGGAGGCUACGUACCAGGCACCUCAAAAUCAAUCCCCUUGGAAUUAUUUGAGAGGUGUGCUGAGAAAAGGGGAUCGUUCCAUUAUAUCUGAAGAAGAAUGGGCAACAAGGUUUGUUAAUAUUAGCAAGGAUGAAACUGCAACGUACACAUUUGUAGCAAGCUCGCACGCCUUAGAAUUUCUAGCAGAUAUCUGGUCAGAGAAAGGUGAAUUUGGUAAAGCAGAUAAGGCACUAACUCUACUUGGUGAAAAAUACGAUCCUAUUCGUAAAAAUUAUUGGGAAUGGAAAAGACUUGGACUAUCAACUAAUUUAAAAUAA
This is a messenger RNA of Blumeria graminis f. sp. triticale, 999 nucleotides long. NCBI's taxonomy places the organism in Eukaryota, Fungi, Ascomycota, Leotiomycetes, Helotiales, Erysiphaceae. The record is from the annotation of a GenBank genome assembly.